AUGGCCGAGCGGCGCGGGCCGGCGGUGAGCGGCGGCGGGGAAGUUGGCAGCGGCCGGUGCCCGCGGCUGCCGCUGCUGCUGGUGCUGCUGUGGGCGGCGGCGCUCCCGGCCGGGGGGCAGCUGCCGGCGUCGCAGUACAACGGCGAGCGGGGCAUCUCCAUCCCGGACCACGGCUACUGCCAGCCCAUCUCCAUCCCUCUCUGCACCGACAUCGCCUACAACCAGACCAUCAUGCCCAACCUGCUGGGCCACACCAACCAGGAGGACGCGGGGCUGGAGGUGCACCAGUUCUACCCGCUGGUGAAGGUGCAGUGCUCGGCCGAACUCAAGUUCUUCCUGUGCUCCAUGUACGCGCCGGUGUGCACCGUGCUGGAGCAGGCCCUGCCGCCCUGCCGCUCCCUCUGCGAGCGGGCCCGCCAGGGCUGCGAGGCCCUCAUGAACAAGUUCGGCUUCCAGUGGCCCGACACGCUGCGCUGCGAAAAGUUCCCGGUGCACGGGGCUGGCGAGCUCUGCGUGGGGCAGAACGCCUCCGAGCGCGGCACCCCGACGCCCGCCCUGCGCCCCGAGAGCUGGACCAGCAACCCGCACCGCGGGGGCGCCGGCGGCGGCGCCGGGGGCCCGGGGCCCGGCGAGCCCCGCGGGCGCUUCACCUGCCCGCGGGCGCUGAAGGUGCCCUCCUACCUGAACUACCGCUUCCUGGGAGAGAAGGACUGCGGGGCGCCCUGCGAGCCCGGCCGCCUCUACGGGCUCAUGUACUUCGGGCCCGAGGAGCUGCGCUUCUCCCGCACCUGGAUCGGCAUCUGGUCCGUGCUCUGCUGUGCCUCUACCCUCUUCACCGUCCUCACCUACUUGGUGGACAUGAAGCGAUUCAGCUACCCCGAGCGGCCCAUCAUCUUCCUCUCAGGCUGCUACACGGCGGUGGCCGUGGCCUACAUCGCCGGCUUCCUCCUGGAGGAGAGGGUGGUCUGCAACGAGCGCUUUGCCGAGGACGGUUCCCGCACUGUGGCGCAGGGCACGAAGCGGGAGGGCUGCACCAUCCUCUUCAUGAUGCUCUACUUCUUUGGCAUGGCCAGCUCCAUCUGGUGGGUCAUCCUCUCCCUUACCUGGUUCCUUGCUGCUGGCAUGAAGUGGGGCCAUGAGGCCAUUGAGGCCAAUUCCCAGUACUUUCAUCUGGCCGCCUGGGCCGUGCCGGCCAUCAAGACCAUCACCAUCCUUGCUCUGGGACAAGUGGAUGGCGACGUCCUCAGCGGCGUCUGCUUUGUGGGCAUCAACAACGUGGAUGCCCUGAGGGGCUUCGUGCUGGCCCCCUUGUUCGUCUACCUGUUCAUAGGCACCUCUUUCCUGCUGGCUGGCUUUGUGUCCCUCUUCAGGAUCCGGACCAUCAUGAAGCAUGACGGCACCAAGACAGAAAAGCUGGAGAAGCUCAUGGUGAGGAUAGGCAUCUUCAGCGUCCUCUACACGGUGCCGGCCACCAUCGUCAUUGCCUGCUAUUUUUACGAGCAAGCUUUUAGGGAACAGUGGGAGAGGAGCUGGGUCACGCAGAGCUGUAAGAGUUAUGCCAUUCCCUGCCCCAACAACCACAGCGGCCACCACCCGCCCAUGAGCCCCGACUUCACUGUCUUCAUGAUCAAGUAUCUCAUGACCUUAAUCGUGGGCAUCACCUCGGGCUUCUGGAUCUGGUCUGGGAAAACCCUGAACUCCUGGAGAAAGUUUUACACCAGGCUCACCAACAGCAAGCAGGGCGAGACCACGGUCUGAGACCCCUGCUUGCCAGGCUAGGGAGAUGCGGGCAGGCGGAGGACUGAGGCUCUGCCUCGGGAAGCAGCUCCUUAUCCAGCCUGGGCAAACUUUUGUGACUGCGAGUGGCUUCCGCAGGCGCGGGGAGCGGAGAACGAGCUAGGGAGACCCCAGUGCCUGGGAUCUCCGGGCUCUGCCCUCCCCGUGCUGCUCGGGCUGUCUCCUGUAGGAGCUGAACGCACUGUCAGGUUGGGGGAGAGGGAUGUAAAUAGCCUCUGUAAGAUUUUGUAAGUAUAUUUGUAUUUAAAUUACAAGAAAACUCACUUUUUUUUUUUUUUUAAUUAUUUAGGACACUUCUAACCCGUUUGCGGAUUUUACUUCAUCGCUUAUCACACCCUUCCCCCCCCCGCGGGGGUUCUUUUUUUUUUUUUUUAUUUAAAGGAAAAAAGGCUUUGUAUUUUUAUUUCGUAGGGACGGAUGGGUAAAGCUGCCGGUAAAAUAAUCGAAAACAAAUCCCCUUCUUCUCCCCCACACAGGUUUUGUAAUGGCUUUGCUUGGAAUUUCAGCUGCAUGAGCAGGAGGGCCGGAGCGGGGCUGCGGUCCGGGGCGCCUCCUGACCCGGGCUGGGUCCCGGUCCCGGUCCCGGUCCCAGCCCCGGCCCGCCCGCGGUAGCGUGGAGGUGGGGAUGGGGAGGAGCGCCGCUUCCCGCCGCGGUCCCGGCCCCGGCCCCGUCUGGGGAGCACCGACCCCGCCCGGUCCCGUACAGGGAGGACGGGGACGUGCCCGAGCGUGGCGCAGGGACGGCGCUGCGCCGAGCCCCGGCCCCGCUGGCCCCCGCCGAGCCUUUCCGGCCGCCGCCCGCCGGGGUGGUCGGGUCUGGCCGUGCCGCGCACGGCUCGGGAGCUGUUGGCCCGGUUCGGUGUACGGGUUGGGGUUCACACCGCCUGCACCUGUAGCACCUCCGACGGCUCAGGAGGUGGAUGGCGGCAGAGAUACACCGAGAUUCCCUCCUGCUGGGGUUUUUUUCUAAGCCCACUUUCCAGUCCGGGGGCGCCCCGCGGGUGCUCCUACCGCCGCCUGCCCCGGUCCCUCCCCGCCGGGCUGCUGCCGGCUGGGGUCAGCAGGAUCAGGAAAUACAGGCUCAGUGAAAAGAGCUUCAUCGGAAUAAAACGCAGCAUUCAGUUUGGGGCUUUUGUUUGUUUCCUCCCUGCCCCCUAGUUAUAUUCAUACACCGCCUCUUCAUAUGGGAAACAUUGGAGCCAUUGCCAUUCCUCUGAAUUUUAAUUCAUUGAGAUUUAAAUCAUUACACAUUAUGAGGGUGUGAUGAUUUUUGCCAGUGGUAAAAACAAUGGAAAGGAAAACAGUAAAUCAGAAUGCUUAAGCGUUCUGGUAAGACGGGAGACCUGAAAGAGCCUCUGCUGUCUUUUUUCCCCUCUUUUUUCGGUACAGAAGUAACAUUGUAUACUGCAAGGAUAAAAUACCAUGUGUGCAGUAUAUCAGCUACCUUGUAUGCUCCUGGGUGUGGGAUUGUGCUUCUAAAACGUUUAAAAAGUUAAAGACAAAAUUGUAACUUUCAACAGAUGCAUUUGAAUAUGUAGACCUCUGUAUGAAAAACAGCAGAACGCUUCUCUCCUGAUUGUAUUGUUUUAAACUUUUUUUUAUAUUACAAAUGCCUGUAUUUAGGUUCAUAAACAUUAUCUAUGGCUACCAUACCCUGAAAUGCAAAAUUAUUUUAAUUUGGUAUGCAUUUAUUUCUGUUCAUUAUCACAAGAUCAUCUAUAUUUAUAGAGGAAUAGAAAUUUAUAUAUAUUAAAUACCAUAUUUUUAAUUUCUCUGAAAUAAAUUGAGGUUUUGUACAAAAGUA
Molecule: messenger RNA, 3601 nt
Organism: Serinus canaria (Common canary)
Lineage: Eukaryota; Metazoa; Chordata; Aves; Passeriformes; Fringillidae
Gene: FZD1
Product: frizzled class receptor 1
Exons: 1
Coding region: 1-1758 (585 amino acids)
Biological process (GO): canonical Wnt signaling pathway; non-canonical Wnt signaling pathway
Cellular component (GO): plasma membrane
Molecular function (GO): Wnt receptor activity; Wnt-protein binding
Source: RefSeq, a predicted model, not a curated record